AUGGAGGACCUGGAGAAGCUGAAAGAACCUUGUGAGACCUGCUAUCAGCUUUAUUCUCUUCCUGAUCACACAGACCAUUCAAAUCACCCUGGUAACUGUGCUGAGACCGAGGCAAUCAGUAAUCUCCUCAAAGCAGAAAAGAGUGUGUCUGAUCAGACCACCAUCAAUGGAGGUGAUUAUGAUCAAAAGGAGAUUAAUCAAAAGAUGGAAGAAUACAUUGAAAGCAACAUCAAAAAACAGGCACCACAUCUGCGUAGAACAAAGGCAACCGUCAGCAGCAGCAGUUCUGACAGGAGGAUCGUGCUGUUGGGGAAAACUGGAGCUGGCAAGAGUGCAACAGGAAACACCAUCCUGGGAAAGAACCAUUUCCAAUCUGACUUCAGUUUUAAAUCUGUCACCAAGAAGAGUGAAGUUUGUCAGGGUCGUGUUGCAGACAGUAAUGUGUAUGUGAUCGAUACUCCAGGUCUCUUUGACACAUCUGCUGAUCCUGAUGAUAUAACUGAAGAGCUAGGGAAGAGUAUCAGUAUCAGCACCACCCAUGUUUUGGACAGCCGGAGAACGCGUGGCGGAGGGGCAGGGCCGCCGACACACACGGCUGCUGAAUGGCGGGUGGCACAGGAAAAUUCCACCAUCCAGCAGGCGACGGGAGACAAGGCCAAAUCCCAACAUAGGGCCAUAUACAGACAACAAACAUUUUAUUUUCUUCAUGCAGCACGACAUCUGCGUAGAACAAAGGCAACCGUCAGCAGCAGCAGUUCUGACAGGAGGAUCAUGCUGUUGGGGAAAACUGGAGCUGGCAGGAGUGCAACAGGAAACACCAUCCUGGGAAAGAACCAGUUCAAAUCUGACUUCAGUUUUGAAUCUGUCACCAAGAAGAGUGAAGCUUGUCAGGGUCGUGUUGCAGACAGUAAUGUGCGUGUGAUCGAUACUCCAGGUCUCUUUGACACAUCUGCUGAUCCUGAUGAUAUAGCUGAAGAGCUAGGGAGGAGUAUCUAUUUGUCUGGUCCAGGACCUCAUGCUUUCCUCAUUGUUCUGCAAUUGGGCAUUUUUACAGAUCAGGAAAUGCAAAUUAUUGAUCAAAUUGAAAUGAUAUUUGGAGAGGAAGUGAGGAAAUAUACAAUGGUUCUCUUUACCCAUGGAGACCUGUUAGAUAAAGAGAAUAAGACUGUAGAGGAACUCAUUAAAAAGAACGAGGCUUUAAAUAAACUUGUCCAGCAGUGUGGAGGUGGAUAUCAUGUCUUUAAUAAUAAAGCCCUGAGAAACACAGAGCAGGUCAGUGAUCUGCUGCAGAAGAUAGACAGAAUGGUGGAGAAGAAUGGAGGAACCUGUUACUCCAAUGAGAUGUUUGAGGAAGCAGCAAGACUCAGACAGGAGGAGGAGGAGAGAGUGAGGAGAGAUGAAGAAGAAAGAAAACAAAGAGAGGAAGAAGAAAGACAGAACGAAAUAGAACAUGUACAGAGAGAGACAGAGGCAAGAACAAGAGAGAAAAUAAAGAAAGAAAGACAGAAAGAAAUAGAAUGUGUACAGAGAGAGACAAGAGUAAGACAGGAAACGAGAGAUCUAAAAGUCCAGGAAGAUUCAUAUGCAGAGGGGAGAAUUGGUCCAGGCAAUAAAGAGAAAAUGAAGGGUAGUUUUAUGAAAAAGUACUGGAAGCAUAUUCUUGCAGGUUCAAUUCUCUGUAGUCCUAUAGGGAUAGUUGGUGCUGCUGCUGCUGCUGGUGUUUGUUAUUUGUAUGAUUCUAGAAAAAAAAAAGAUUGAUGAUUUGAGUCAUGAGUCAUGAUUUGAAUGUACCCUACAAUUUCAUAAUCCACCUUAAGCACGUAUUGAACCAUUUAUUAACUGAAAUCAGAUGAUUUAAUGUAAUAGAGGUCUUUGGGGUUGCUUAUCUGAAAUUUUGUAUCUCUCUUAUUAAGUCAGAUUUCAUAUAGAUUUUAUUUUCUCCAGAGAUACUGAAUUCUACAAAUCCUGAAUAAUUCACCAAUUACCUGUAAAGUAUGAAUCCUGUUUACCUGUAGUGAAAUUUGUUAAAGGGAAUACUGUAUAAUAAUAAUAAUAAUAAUAAUAAUAAUAAUAG
This is a messenger RNA of Ictalurus furcatus (blue catfish), 2074 nucleotides long. RefSeq names its product GTPase IMAP family member 8-like. Bases 1 to 1758 code for a protein of 585 amino acids. Gene Ontology annotation, molecular function: GTP binding. The record is from RefSeq and is a predicted model, not a curated record. Lineage: Eukaryota; Metazoa; Chordata; Actinopteri; Siluriformes; Ictaluridae. The transcript has 3 exons.